GUUACAGUACAAUAUGGUGGUUGCUUGAUUGUGCUGUUGUUAUACGCGUCUUACGUGUACUUUUUUAAGUUUAGGGGUUAAUUAGGUCGUUUUAGUCUUGUUUGGAAUGUACAGACCGAGUUUCCGACACCCUUCUCCAACCGGCGGCAUGGGCCUCAGACCCGGGGUGUUCCGCAGCCCCUCUCCAGGAUACGAUCACGCUGGAACCUUACAGGCCGGCAUGUUGCCUCCUCCUUUCUGGGGGUUUGCUAAUGCUGCGUCUCCGUCUUUCAGUCCUAGGCCCGGCCAGUUUUCGGGGAAAUCUCCCCAGACUCCGCCGAAGGCAUUUUAUAGCAAUAAUGGUAACAGCGGAGGGGGAUCGAAUGGAGGCAGAGGGAGAUUUCAUAGUCCUUCCCCGGGUCAGACACCGAGGAGAGGGAGCCCUAGGUACACACCUCCCUACAAAAAAUCCCCCUUCCACCCUCAGCACAGUCCCGGACAGCAGGCGGGCUAUCAGGGUUCACCCAGGACAUCCACACCGUUUGGUUCUGCGCAUGGCAGGGAGAGGGUGGCUAAUGAUGUGGAAAAGUAUUACAGACCGUCAAUGCUUGAGGACCCCUGGGCUAGCCUACAGCCAGUUACUGUCACUGACACAAACCCGAAGUACAACACAGAGAGAGCAUCAAACACUGGUAGAAAAGGGAGGUAUUUCAGUUAAUAUACAGACCCCUUUUUUAUUGUGGCAGAGCAAGUUAAGAAGCAGCAUCGUUUCCUUUUUUUUAAAGAGAUUUACUUCAAAAAUGCACUGUUUCGACGCAGCAAAUGAACAUUCGUUGUUUUUUUUUCUUUUUUAAAAAAAAAAACCUGCUUUGGGUAUUUGCCAAAGGGAGUAAGUAUGUGGUGUUGGGAUAAUUCUUAAAAACUGCCUUCCAGUACAUCUGACUGAAGUAUUCCUGAAUCACCAGCAAUCAGUCUAUGACUGUUAAUGCAGCAGCUCUUUCUACACAGUACCUCUCUUUUGCAUACAAACAGGAUAAAUGCCUGGUUUUUACUCAAAACUGUUUGACCCCUUAACAGGCUGGCUGAAACAACUUUGACCGGCAACAGAUUUUGCAGAAAUAAAGGUCAUAAAUAAUAACCCAUCUUUGAAUUGUUCUUAUCAUAUGAAUUGAAAACACGAAUUGGGAUACAUUUUCAAUAAUAUCAUCGACUUGAUCGCUGUUAACACAAAGAAGCAAAACAUUGGUUGUAAGAGUUUUUCCUUGAGAGAUUUUAUAAUUUUGUCAGUAAACCAACUGACAAGCUUAAAUGAUGUAUGUAGCUACAGUGCCCAGUGAUGGGCAUAUUGGGUUCAUUAUUUAUCAUUGUUUCUUUCUGUUUAAUUCUGGCGUCCAGAUUACAUUUAUUUUAAAUUUAAUCCAUAAAUAUCUGGCACCAGACUCUGUUAAAGGGUUAAACAUUUUAUUUUGUUACUGAAUGUUUUUGGGGAAAAAAAAAAUAAAAAAGAACUCUAAUGGAUGUUUGUACAACUUUGAUCGUUUCUAAAAUUGUGUAUCGCAAAUGACAAGACAGCUUUGUGACCGUUUGUCACAGAAGCAUUGUAAAUAAGGACAUCCCUUAAAGAACGUUGUUGAACUGGUCUAAUCUGCAGUACGUUCGUAAAUAUUUCAUGUGUGUUAAGAAAAGGAAUCAACCAUUUACCUAAUUUUUUGUAACCCCCUCAGGUUUUUCUAUUUGUAAAUAUUUUAAGAAAAGGAUUGAAAACUAGAAAUUGAGUCAAAUCUUCUGUAUUCUUUUUCUUUUAACCAUCUGAGUAAAAAAAAGAAUAUUGCUGUAGAGCAUAUAAAUGUAUGUCAGCAUAUUUUGUUUUAUAUGUAGAGGUUUUGUGUGGAUUCUUGUGUUUCGGCAGUUUGAGGACUUGAAUUAUGAAUGACUAACCAAGAGUUAGUUCUUAUAGGGGAAAAUUCUCAUUCAAGGCUUCAAAGUGGUCUGGCACACGAUUCCACACUAUUCUUAUCACUUUCCUUUUAUAUAUAUAUUUUUAAAUCAAACUGUAUCAUCAUGGACUGUUGUUUGUUACCCUCGUUUGCCGUCGAGAUGUGAUGUUCAGUAAACAUUGUUUUUCAAAAAGGUCUGAAACUGCAAGGCAACAGCUGUUGCCAUAAAGCAGACCUUUUCAAAGACA
Lepisosteus oculatus (spotted gar) is the source of this 2164-nucleotide messenger RNA. RefSeq names its product M-phase specific PLK1 interacting protein (gene mplkip). The record is from RefSeq and is a predicted model, not a curated record. Gene Ontology annotation, cellular component: centrosome; nucleus; midbody. NCBI's taxonomy places the organism in Eukaryota, Metazoa, Chordata, Actinopteri, Semionotiformes, Lepisosteidae.